AUGGCUCUGCCUGAGCAGUCCAAUAAUGCCGCCUCGAUGGUCAUAGGAAGCAAGCAGGCUGCAGCGCCGCUGGUCGCGGGCUAUGAGAACGGCACUGUGCAAGGGAAUCAUGCUUCUGGACACGGGGAUGCAGCUGCCGCGCAGCAAAUUGCAGACCUCAAGGCAGAGUUGGCCUCUGAGCGGCAGAGGCAUGCAACCGAGCUUCAACACCUCAGGGAGGCCUUGCAUGAGAGGGAUGCUGCUCUCAGCAGCCACACGGACAAGGCCGGCAGAACCGCCGAGCAACUGCAGGCUGUGCUGCAAGCGCGCGAGGACGAGAUAGGGCAGCUGCAUGCUCAGUUGAAAGACCUGCAGUCCUCAGCCGACCAGCAAGCGGCCGCAGCCUCGGAGUGGCAGAGCAGCAAGUCCCGCCUUGAGGAACAGGUGCAGCACUUGGCGCAGCAGGUGGCGGAUCUGCAGGACGAUGCGGACAGCCGCGCGGAUGCGCACAACGAGCGGAUAGCGGCGCUGCAGGCGACCAUAGAGCGGCUGAGCGGUGAAGCGGAGCGCGAGGGUGACGAACGUGCGCGCGAGCUGGAGGCCACCAUCCAGGUCCUGGAGGAGCAGGUGGCUGAGUUGGAUGCAGCCAACCUGCAGCUGGAGGACGCCAACACCCGCCUGGAGGCCCUGGCAUCAGCGGCUGAUGAGGAGAAGGCAGCGCUCCUGCAGCAGCUUGAGAUUUUGCAACGUGAUCAUGAAGCCUUGAAAUGCCAGGUGGCAGCUGCACAGGACUCACAACAGACGGCGGACAAGCUGGCAGCAGACAUUCUGGCAAAGGAGGGCGAGGUGGAUCAGCUCAAUAAGCUCAACAAUAGUCUCAAGGCGUCGGUGGUGGAAGCCGGUGAGCAGCGCGACGAGGCGCUGCAGCAGGCGGAGCAGCAGCGCGCGCAGCUGGGCGUGGUGUUGGAGUCGCAGGCGCGAUUGGCGCAGCAGGUGGACGCCCUCACCCAGGAGCUGCAGCAGGCGCGCGACGACGCACAAUCGCGCGGCAGCAGCGCCGAGCAGCUGGCGGCAGCGCAGGCGCAGGCACAGUCACUGCAGGGCAAGCUGGAGCAGGCGCGCACCGACAGAGAGGGGCUGGCCCGGCAGCUGGAGGAAGCCCAGGAGACGCUGUACGAGCAGGUCGCGGAAUUGAAGGAGCACAACUACGUCCUCGGCGAGCGGUUGGAGGCAGCGCAAGUGGCCGCGGCCGCCUCGGGUGGCCUGCAGGGCCAGCUGAGCGAGCUGGAGGCCCGCCUGGCGGAGAGGGACACCCAGAUCGCUGCGGCCAAUGCGCGCAUUGCUGAGCUGGCGGCGGCUGCCGAGCGGGCCGAGGCGGCUGGCGCGGCGCUGGCCGCCAAGGAGGAGGAGCUGAGGAGCAUGCAGCAGCGCGUUGCAGAGCUUGAGGCGCAGGUGGCGGCCCCCGCCGACCGCGAAGCGCACGAGCAGGAGCUCAGGGCCGUGCAGACCCGCAUCGAGGAGAUUGAGAGGAGCGCGGCGGCGCGCGAGGCGCAGGCGGCAGCUGAGAUUGAGGAGCUGCGGCGGCAGCUGGAGGGCGCUGGCCAUGAGCUGGACGAGUGGCGGGGGCAGGUGGCCGCCGCCGCCGAGCAGGCACAGCAGCUGCAGAGCCAGCUGCAGGAGCGCACAGAGCGCCUCACAGGCGCAGAGGCGGCGCUGGCACAACGGGGCGAAGAGCUUGGGGCCCUGCGGGAGCAGCUGGCGAGUGGAGCCAGCACGUCGGACGCGCUCAAGGCGGCCACAGACAGGGCAGAGCAGAUGGCACAGCAGCUGCAGGCGCUGGAGACCAAGAUUCGAGAGCAGUCAUCCAGGGCUGCAGAAGUCGUCAAGGAGCUGAGUGCAGGAGAUGCGUCAGCUGAGAAUUUUACUCGGGUGCAGGAGAAGGACAGCUACCUGAAGGAACUCGAGGAGCUGGUGCCGCAGUUUGAGUCGGUGAUGGCCGAAAAGGAACGCUUCUCAGGGAGAACCUCUGCGCUGGAGGUGGAUCUCAAGGACGUCCGCUCGCAGCAGCAGCAGCUGCAGGCAUCCCUGCGGCGCGCUCAGGAGGAUGCGGCCCGGUUGGCAGCCUCGGAGGAAGGCGCCAGGGAAGCUGCGGGGGAGCUGCGCAGGGAGCUGCAGACGCUGCAGGACCGCCUCCUCCGCGCCCAGCAGCAGCGGGACGAGGCCGUGAAGCAGGUGGACGCCAUCACCGCUCGGGCCAGUCAGGCGGAGGCCGCAGUCAGCAGGCUGCAGGCGCAGGAAGGCAAGCAGGCCGACGUGUCUGCACAGCUCUCCGUUCUGCUGCAGCAGAACAAGGAGCUCACUGCACAGCUGCAUGCUGUCACGGAGCAGACCUCACAGGCGACACAGCAGCUUGAUGAGCAGAAGAGCAUCGCAGAGGGCAUGGCCUCAGAGCUGCAGAGCGGGCGGCAGCAGCUGGCAGCACUCCGCGCAGAGAAUGGAGCCCUGAAGCAGCAGAAGACCCAGUCCGGCCAGAAGGACAAGAAGGUCACCGAGGAGAAACUGGCUGCUGCUGAGGCUGGCACGGUGCUGAGGGUCUUUGCUUGUGGCGUGCACCAGGCAACAGCAAAGGCGGCCGAGGAUGAGGUGGCUGCUGUGAGGAAGGCAAUGCAGGAGGAGCAGGAGCAGCUGCGCGCGCAAGUGGAGGAGUCCAGCACUGUGGUGGGCCAGUGGAGCGAAGCCUACCAGAGCUUGCAGGCUCAGUACGAAGCUGCUCAGGCGGCGUACACAGAGCUGCAACAGCGCUGUAGCUCUCUGACGAGCGAGGUGGAGAGGAUGCGCGAGUCUGCAUCGCGCUCACCCGGCAUGUCCAAUGGGCCGCGCUCGGUGGAGGGCGCAGCGGGAGGGGACGCCUCAGCGCGCCUGCGCCAGAUGCACGACCAGCUCGCCCAGCAGGAGGUGCAGCUGACCAGCACCCGCGCUGAGAAUCAGGCGCUGCGGAACGAGGUGGAGGCUCAGCGCAAGCGCGCGGCGGACGUUGAGGAGAUGGCGGCGGCGGUGCGGCGGGACUCGUUGUCGCACGGCGCGGCCGCCAACAAGAAGGACGAGGACGCCUACGAUGUGGAGGCCGGGGGGCCCUCCGCAGGGAAUGCCGCCACAGCCAAGCCCAUCGCCGGCCUCGUGCGCAAGGCGCCGCCGCCCUUCAACCACCUGGUGAUAGUCAACGCCGCUCGCCGCGUGGACCGCGCCGUGGCCGCCCUGGACAAGCGGCCCGGCGCGCGCGCGGGUCUGAUGCUGUACAUCCUCCUUCUGCACUUCUACGUGCUGCUCUGGUGA
Coccomyxa subellipsoidea C-169 is the source of this 3312-nucleotide messenger RNA. RefSeq lists its product as hypothetical. The transcript has 14 exons. The record is from RefSeq and is a predicted model, not a curated record. The coding region runs from base 1 to 3312 and encodes 1103 amino acids. Lineage: Eukaryota; Viridiplantae; Chlorophyta; Trebouxiophyceae; Coccomyxaceae.